UCCCCUCCCGCGUGGAUGGGAAAGGCCAGCGGGAGAGCCGGGCAGCGCAGGCCCGCAGCCGCAGGGCCACACUUCACUCCCCUUGGGCCGCAGGACCCCACAGCGGCCUGGAGAGCCCGGGCGGCCUGGGCGGGUGUGAGCGGACGGAGCAGAGGGUCCCCCGCGCCUCCUACCACAGCGGCCACGGUCCAUCCGGGGCCGGCGGGUCCUCCCCUCCUUCUCGGCCCUACUUGCUCCGAGUGGGACGCACGCCAUAUCUUUGAGCUCAGCCUGAGCUUGCACAAUAACACCCGCCCAGAAAACAAAUUAAAAAUAGGAAAAAUCCAUCCCAGCCGGUUCAGCCGAGGCAGCGUGCAGUCGGAUUGCUAGGCAACCCCGCAAUCCUGUGGGAAGAGGCCUCGCUGCGCGGAAAUGGCGCUCUGGGCCCGGGUGUGGAUGCGCCGGGGAACAGGGGCAGGCGCCACCGGGACCCACGGACAGCAGAGGACAGAGAAUGCGCUGGGGUGUCAGGGGAUGAGACAGCUGGACCCACAGGAAAAUGCACCCCGUUUCUCCGUGUCUCCGACAUCCAGGUGUUCCGAACGGUGCGGGCAAAACGCCUGGAUUUUCUCGGAUCCCCCGUCCCCGCCCAGUUUCUUCAUCAUCUUCAAGGAGAGGCGACUGAGAGCAGGUUUGGGAGCCGGAGCGGGCGGAGAAGUGCGAGGGUCCUCCGAAGCGAGAGGGGGGAGCCGAGAGGCCCUUGCCCUCUGCGAUGUGCAGGGCACCGGCACCAGGAUGCGCGCGUUCCCCGCGGCUGCCCUAACCAGAACCAGCGCUAAUCCAUGCCUGGCCCGGGCCUCAGGGGUUGAGCGUCGACCUGUGAACCAGGAGGUUACGGUUCAAUUCCUGGACCCAGAGUCAGGAGCAUGUCCAAUGUCAGCGGCCACCAGAGCAAUGCAACUCAGAGCGAGACCCGCCUCCGUUCCUGCCACCUGCGGGGUUUGGGAACGAGGGGCCGAGGCCGAGGUCCGGGGCUGCGGGACGGCCCUCCGCGUGGGAGCGGGCGCGGGCGCGGGGCCUCACCCCAAGGAAACACCCGGGAUCAAGCCCGAAGCCUCAUCUCCAAAGACUCGCGUGCGAGCACCGCGGCGUGGCUGUGGCAUCGGAGGCCUGGAGCAGCUCCACGUCACACCGGUGUGGGGAGCCGCGCGGCGGCGGUGGCAGUACCGUCCAGCGGGCGGCGUGUCAGGCAGCGCGUGCAGUGCGCGCGGAUCACACUCCCGGGCCUGA
Myotis daubentonii (Daubenton's bat) is the source of this 1269-nucleotide messenger RNA. RefSeq lists its product as uncharacterized. The coding region runs from base 412 to 1269 and encodes 285 amino acids. Lineage: Eukaryota; Metazoa; Chordata; Mammalia; Chiroptera; Vespertilionidae. The record is from RefSeq and is a predicted model, not a curated record. The transcript is spliced from 4 exons.